Messenger RNA from Xyrauchen texanus (razorback sucker), 4031 nucleotides. RefSeq names its product prominin-2-like. The transcript is spliced from 25 exons. Bases 122 to 2722 code for a protein of 866 amino acids. Gene Ontology annotation, molecular function: cholesterol binding. Gene Ontology annotation, cellular component: apical plasma membrane; cilium; prominosome. Lineage: Eukaryota; Metazoa; Chordata; Actinopteri; Cypriniformes; Catostomidae. The record is from RefSeq and is a predicted model, not a curated record.
AAGACAACAUUAGUCAUAAAGAUUCUAGAAGGUAUGUAAGUGCUGGAGAGAGAGAAACUCAAUGAAGACUUAACUUAUGAGAUCUUAAAUUUGAGAAGAGGGAUCACUUGCACAGUUCAAAAUGGUCCUACAGAGAAUAAGCACAUUGGUAUUGGUGUCUUUCCUGAGCUGUGCUGGUUUGACAAAAUCCUGCCCAAAUUACACUGAUCCUCAUUAUGUAAACAUUACCCGGACCUCUGGAUUUCCCAUUUCCCAUUCUUAUGAUUCUCUGGAGCCUUUGUACAAUUUUGCACGCUUGUUUCUUGGGGCUGUGCAGCCAAACGAAUUUCCAUUAGAUAUAGCGUCUUGGGCAUCAAAGAAUGAAAAACAAAAAAUGUCACAGAUUGUACAGUAUGAGGCCGGGUACAUUGUUUGCCUCAUUCUGGUUGUUCUGUACCUGUUGAUUAUGCCAAUUGUGGGUGGAGUGCUUGCAUGGAAUUUUUUCCAUCGCAGUACUGUUGCAGUGAUUGACAGGUCAUCACCCCUGUCAUCGCCAUGGUACAAAAAGGAUAUUACAGUGAUAACAUGCCUGUCCAUCGUAGCUGUCCUUUUGCUGGUAGGAAUAUUUUUGACAUUUACCACCAACAACAGAGUACAUGAAAACAUGAGUCCCAGUUUGAAUCACCUGAGAAAUGACAUCAGAUAUGCUGAGAAUGCAUUUAAAUCAAUCCAGAAGAAAAUAAACAUUAUUAUCAAGCAGUUCUCGGUUCCUCAAGAAGAGAUCACAAGAGACUUAGAAGGGAUGGGGAAUUUGUUUGGUUCAACAAUCGUGUCAUCUUUUAAUACCCAAGUUAAUAACGCUCUCUUUCACAUUGCUCACACUAUUCAAGAUGCCUCUAGAGCACAGGGUAGUCUUCAGAUCUUUGAAGAAACAAGAAUAUCCAUGCAGACACGCCACAGCUAUCUGGAGUCUGAACUGCAGUGGUUGCAGAGCAGGUUGCACAGUCUCAAGAACAAUUGCUCACAAAGCUGUGAGAUCCUGGAAGGCACCGAUCUGGAGUCAGAUGCAAAUUAUUACCUGAUUCCUAAUUUGGAUGAACAGCUGCAACACUUGAGUUCUGUAUCUGCACUGGAGGGUCUGGUGGAGCAGGCUAAUUCAUCAUUUUACUCCAUCCCUCAAAAUUACAUUUCUCAGACUGCACCAAAAAUCGCAGCACUGGUUGCUGACUUAAAUGAGAUGAGGGAUUUGUUUGAAAACAGCAGUGACCAGAUUCCGUCUCUAAACUCACUCUCAACCACUGCAUCUGAUGUGCUUUCAAUACUAAACAGAUACCACGGGAACAUCAAAUACUAUGAGUAUAUCAGGUGGUCAUUAUCAGUGGUGUUCUGCACCCUGGUUCUGAUCAUAGUAUUGCUGAUGUUUGCUGGACUGGCUAUUUGUGUUCCUCUGAUUUUCUUUCCCGCUGUUUACCCUGUGUACCUGAACAACCAACUGAGACUGUCAGCCAUCUACCUGCUCAGGGUAGCUGCUGGUAUGAUAUUCAUCUUUUCUUGGCUCUUCAUAAUCAUGGUCUUCAUCACUCUUUUCUUUGGAGGAAAUACUUACACACUAGGCUGCAAGGCUUGGACCAGUGGGAAGAUUUUUGAGUUCUUGGACACACAGGAGAAUCUCUUCAUCAGUUUAAACACUACCACAGAGUUCAAUGCCAUUCAUGCCUCCAAUAGAAACACCACCCAUCAAAAACAUUCACUUACCACAACUGACGCCUCAACAAUGCAAACGUUCAACAUAAUACAGACUGCAAAUGGGACCACAAAUGACACUUUGCCCAAGCUAAAUAUCAAUACUUCAGAGAUAUACCAUGGCUGCAGAGCAGGAAGGUCCAUGUUCUACAACAUGCAUAUGGAUGAAGUCUUCAGUAUGGACGUAUUUCUUAAUUCCAGCAAGUACUUAGAAAGCUUUGAGAGUACGUUGCAGGAUUUUUCUAUAGACCUUGACAGUACCACUCUUCUGCCUGAAGAUGGAAGAUAUGCUGUUCAGAGCUUUCGAGACAGUGGCCUGGACACAAUCAACUACGAUGGACUCGAAGUGUUGAUGAGUAAAUCUGUGGUGAAGAGAGAUCUAGCAGCUUUUGCAGAUGAACUGGACACAGUAGCAGCACUUCCUGAAAAUGAAGCAAUCAGGGAUGAUAUGCAAAGAGAAGCGAAUCAUGCCAGAUACCUCAAUGCAGUGGUUCAGGAGCAGAACACAGACAGAAGCAGGAUGAACUCUAGUGUGGAGGCACUUACUAUCAUUAGUCAAGACUACAAGACCAAUGCUAAUAAUACCCUACAGUACACCAGUGAGACUCAAGCUGCUCUUCAUAAUGAGGGUUCUUACAUCAUAGCUAAUGUGUCUUUGUGUGCAAUGAACAAGGCAGAGGAGCUACUACAACACUACAUGAACUGGGUUAGACAUGCGAUUAUAUCAGAAGUUCUGGAUUGUCAGUGGCUCUCUGUGUCUCUGAGCAAUGUAUACACAGCAACCUGUGAGAAUGUGAUUGAUCCUUGGAAUGCAUUCUGGCUCUGUCUUGGAUGGUGCUGUGCAUGCCUGGUUCUUGGUGUGAUCUUUUGCAUAUUCACAUCUAGAUUAUUAGAGCUUCUGCCCAGCAAUAAAGCACUAUUCUAUGUGCCAGAGGAUAUCUUCAAUACAGAAACUCAACCUACAAGCUACAAGACAAAGGAUUAUAUGGAGGAAGGAUGAAGAUAUUGAGAACAUCAAAUCCAACAUCUAAUUUAUGGAUGAACUUUGAUGAAUCUUAAAAAUGUACAGAAUUGCACUGCAAAAGUAUAGGAUGAAGGAAACACUUAAAAGCAAAAUAAAAUUGCCACCAAAACAUUAUGAGGUUACACAGGAAUGAGAAAACAACACAUUUUGUUCACUGCAACUAAUAUUGCUAUUUCUGUAGACACUAUUCAGUAUGAUACAUAAAAAUGUCCUUUGUCCUUCUACAUGUUUUUGGGUUGUGAAAGUAUGAAUUAAUGGUCUACAUACAACUUCAGUGGGUUCCUUUGAACUUUGUUCAUGUUUUUUGUGUCAUAUGAGGUCAUUUUCUUUUUCUUAAAAUAAUUAAACAUACAAAAUAAGCUAUAACAAAAAAAAGACAAUUAUUGCACAUUGCAAAGCCUCAUAUUGUUGUAUUGAAUUAAUUUAGCAUUAGCUUGACUAUAUGAGCUAUAGAAAAUCUUUGUAUCCCUUCGUAUCAUAUCCCUAGAUGGCAGUAGACCACAAUCAUUCAUAUCCCUCAAGUAAAUGGGUUACUAUGUUACACACCAUAAUGGACACUUUUCACAUUUUGGAAUUUGGGACACGGACGUAAACUACAGAUGGAUACACUGUCUUCUAUAGAGGUAAAUGGGAGACCAUAGCAAAUACUGUAUAACUUUGUGAAAGUCACUUCACUACACUAAAUACCAGAGCUGGGUGAUGGACUCCCAAAUCUGUUUUGAGACAUCUUCUCAGCUCAGACAAGAUAUUGGAGUCUGGCUAAAAAUUUAUAUGUGUGAACAGCAGAUGCAAAAAAACAAAAACAAAUGCCUAACAUUAAUCUGAGUCUAGUUUUGAAACUAGUUCUGGGCUUUCUGCUCCAACAUCUCCAACCGUCAGACACAGGAACAGUUUUUUCCCUCAGGCCAUCCAUCUAAUGAACAAUUAAAUUGCCCCAUUGAGCAAUAAUUAUGUGCAAUACACAGUCUAAUUCUAUUUUUAUUAUCCAACAUAUCCACUUCUGCCAUUACUUACAUUGCUCUGUACAUAAUAUACUGUUUUUGUUCUUUAUAUAUAGAUUGUAAUAGAUUUGCACUACGUGUGUGUAUGUGGGUAUGUAUGAAGGUGAGUGUAUGUACGUAUGUAUAAUUAUUUAUUUUGUGUUCUUUUUUGUUUUUAAUUACCUAUGUCUUGCUGCUGUUUUUGGUAUUGUUUGUAUUGUUGUUGACUGGAAGCUCCUGUCACCUAGACAAAUUCCUUGUAUGUGUAAGCAUACUUGGCAAUAAAGCUGAUUCUGAUCUAAUCU